GGGCGUUCUCAUCCAAUAUGGCUGCGCCCAUGAAUGGAAAAUUUUUCAGUACAGAUCCAGCAGAGAUUAAGGACAUAGUCCUCCUCCUGACCCAGAAUGGACUUUGUCCUCGCUGUGUCCUCCGGUUCCUGGGAGAGGGGGAUACUGCAGUGUUCAGAGCCUCCAACCAGGAAUUGACCCAGAAAGUAAUAUCAUUGACAGAUGGUCAGGAGGAUCUAUUUACCUCCCUUCCGUGUCCUGCCUGUCUGGGAAUUCUCCAGGUGUACCUAGAGGAAGAGUUUCUUAACAGAAUUGUGGAGACAGUGAAAUCCAGUGAUCAUCAGUUCAAGACAUUCAUUUGUUCACUGACUACACCAGUGUGUUCACUUCUUAGAGAGCAUGCUUUCCUUCUGAUGCUAAAUGAAAAGUUUAAAUCUCUGUAUGAGUGUAAGUUGAUAGAGGACAUAGCGUCAGUUAAGGAUGUAUGGAAAUGGAGGAGUGGUCCUAUUUUAGCAGCGGCUCUAAAUGCACCUUUUGAAUUCAAGAGCAAGUUUGACAUUAUUCUCAACUUUACUUAUGACAAGUCGGACAAGGAAUGCACCUUCUUGUCCUACCACAGUCCAGCAUUAUUCAGGAAAAGGAAAAACCAACAAAAGAAUUAUGGAGAUACCUACACAAGGACUAAUGUAGCCAAAGUUUUAUCUGACAUCACAGAUGGAUAUUUCAGAAG
Saccostrea cuccullata (small rock oyster) is the source of this 709-nucleotide messenger RNA. RefSeq lists its product as uncharacterized. The annotation marks the transcript as partial. The record is from RefSeq and is a predicted model, not a curated record. NCBI's taxonomy places the organism in Eukaryota, Metazoa, Mollusca, Bivalvia, Ostreida, Ostreidae. The transcript has 9 exons. Gene Ontology annotation, biological process: tRNA pseudouridine synthesis. Gene Ontology annotation, molecular function: pseudouridine synthase activity.